Messenger RNA from Aricia agestis (brown argus), 733 nucleotides. RefSeq names its product NADH dehydrogenase [ubiquinone] 1 alpha subcomplex subunit 8 (gene ND-19). The coding region runs from base 115 to 645 and encodes 176 amino acids. The record is from RefSeq and is a predicted model, not a curated record. Lineage: Eukaryota; Metazoa; Arthropoda; Insecta; Lepidoptera; Lycaenidae. Gene Ontology annotation, biological process: mitochondrial electron transport, NADH to ubiquinone. The transcript is spliced from 4 exons.
UCAUUUUGUCCAUCUUAUCAAAAGUUGUCCUCUUCCACAAAUUGUGGAAGAAAAAUCUUCCUAAAAUUUGGUAUUUCCCAUCUAAAUUCAUUGUGAAUAUCUAUUCCAACAAACAUGGUAUUGACCGCUGAUGUUCAUUUACCAGAAGAGUCAGAAUUGACCGUUGAAGAAGUAAAUCUAUCAUCAGCAACUUUACGAGCUGGCUCUUUUCAUUUAGGAAAAUAUUGUGAGACCGUUAAUAAUGAGUUUAUGCUUUGUCGCUAUGAAGAGAAGGAUCCAAGAAAGUGUAUCAAUGAAGGCAAGGCUGUCACAGCUUGUACGUUAGAGUUUUUCCGUAAAGUGAAGAAAGUGUGCCUGGCUGAGUUCAAUCAAUAUGCCAAUUGCCUUGACAAGAGCUCUGGUGAUCAUGGCUUAAAACACUGCCGCACAACCCAAGGUGUCUAUGAUAAGUGCAUGCUGGAUAAGCUGAACUUGGAAAGACCUGGCUUUGGAUACUUCACAGAAGUGAGAGUGCAUGAUUCUAAGAGACCUAAACCACCAGUUGAGGAGAAAGCUGUGUACCCUGAUGCAACUCCAGCCCUUCCCGAUGAUGUGGAGAGGAAGCCAGCACGAUUUGGCUCUCGAUUCUACUGGAUGACAGAGUAAAACAAAUACAUUGCAAAUAAGAGUAGUGGGAUUUGUUAGUGAAAAUAAGCGAUAAUGAGGAAGUGUAAUAUAUGAAGAAAUCAUAGUC